Molecule: messenger RNA, 908 nt
Organism: Cricetulus griseus (Chinese hamster)
Lineage: Eukaryota; Metazoa; Chordata; Mammalia; Rodentia; Cricetidae
Source: RefSeq, a predicted model, not a curated record
CUUAAAAGAUGAUGACAGUGGAGACCAUGAUCAGAAUGAAGAAAACAGCACACAGAAAGAUGGUGAGAAGGAAAAAACGGAACGAGACAAGAGCCAGAGCAGCGGCAAGAGGAAGGCUGUUGUCCCUGGACCAGCAGAACAUCCCCUGCAGUACAACUACACCUUUUGGUACUCUAGGAGAACCCCCGGCCGUCCUACCAGUUCACAGAGCUAUGAGCAGAACAUCAAGCAGAUUGGCACCUUUGCCUCUGUGGAGCAGUUCUGGAAGUUUUACAGCCACAUGGUACGUCCUGGGGACCUGACAGGCCACAGUGACUUUCAUCUCUUCAAAGAAGGAAUUAAGCCUAUGUGGGAGGAUGAUGCAAAUAAAAAUGGUGGCAAGUGGAUCAUUCGACUUCGGAAAGGCUUAGCAUCCCGCUGUUGGGAGAAUCUCAUCCUGGCCAUGUUGGGGGAGCAAUUCAUGGUUGGGGAGGAAAUCUGCGGGGCUGUGGUCUCUGUCCGCUUUCAGGAGGACAUUAUUUCUAUAUGGAAUAAGACCGCCAGUGACCAAGCAACCACAGCCCGAAUCCGGGAUACUCUUCGGCGCGUGCUUAACCUACCUCCCAACACCAUUAUGGAAUACAAAACUCACACCGACAGCAUCAAAAUGCCAGGCAGGCUGGGCCCCCAAAGGCUCCUUUUUCAAAACCUCUGGAAGCCGCGAUUGAAUGUGCCAUGACCCUCUCCCUCUCUGGAUGGCACCAUCAUUGAAGCUGGCGUCAUCGGAGUCUCUUGUUCUGUUGGCGUGCCACCUGGAAGACCCUUCUGUCCUGGACAAGAGGAACGGAAGAGCAUGUUAUGCUUUGAGAACAGGCUGACAGCAGCAGCUACAACAACAGCUGAGAUCACAAAUAAAUGGUGCUAAACCA